Dryobates pubescens (Downy woodpecker) is the source of this 1362-nucleotide messenger RNA. RefSeq names its product G patch domain-containing protein 4. Bases 66 to 1115 code for a protein of 349 amino acids. Gene Ontology annotation, biological process: regulation of ribosome biogenesis. Gene Ontology annotation, molecular function: nucleic acid binding. The record is from RefSeq and is a predicted model, not a curated record. NCBI's taxonomy places the organism in Eukaryota, Metazoa, Chordata, Aves, Piciformes, Picidae. Gene Ontology annotation, cellular component: nucleolus. The transcript has 7 exons.
UUCGCUGUUUCCUGCAGCGUGGGUCGGGACCUGGCUGCUUCCUCCCGGGCUGCGCCGUUGCAGCCAUGAAGGUCCCGGAGCCGCCGGGCCGCGGGAUGAGCUUCGCCGAGAGGCAGCUGCGGCGCCACGGCUGGAAGCGAGGGCAGGGGCUGGGCAAGCGGCAGGACGGCAUCGCCGAGGCCAUCCGGGUGAAGGUCAAGUGUGACACGGCCGGGGUGGGACACGACGCAGCAGAGCCUUUCACCUUCCACUGGUGGGACCACGUCUUCAACCAGGCUGCUGCCAACAUCUCCGUGGAGAGUGGGCAGGAUGGCAUCUCCAUGAGGAGCCUCUCGGAGCAGGGUGCCCACAUCAGCAACAGGAAGCCCUGCAGGGCUGGCAGGGCUGGCACCAUGCUCUAUGGUCGCUUCGUCAAGUCAGCCACACUCACAGCCUGUGGGGAGCAGCCCACGGAGCUGCCCAGGGGGAGCAGUGAUGAUGAUGAUGAUGAUGAUGAUGAUGAUGAUAAGCUGGACCUCUCUUCAGUCAGGAGGCUGACGGACGCGGAGCUGGUGCAGGCGUGUGGGGGCCGCACGGCUCACAAGGGUGCCCGCCACGGUCUGACUAUGAGUGCCAAGCUGGCACGGCUGGAGGAGCAGGAAAGAGCCUUCCUGGCCACCUACCGACAGAAGGAGCAGCAGCAGGAGCCCCCCAGGAGCAGCCCCGCAGCAGAGAGGCAGGAGAAGAAGAGGAGGAAGAAGAGGAAACACUCCAGGGAUGGAGGUGAUCCUGAGGAGCUGCAGAGCCAGCAGCUGAGUGAGGAGGAGGUGGUGGGAGAAGAGGAGAUGGUCAUGAAGAGGAAGAAGAAGAAGAAGAGGAAGCAGCAGGAGGUAAGCAGAGAAGAAGAGGUGGUAGGAGAGAAAGGGAAGGUUGCAAAGAGGAAGAAGAAGCAGGAGGAGAAUGAGGGAGAGUUGGCUGAGACAGAGAUGGAGAAGAAGAGCAAGAAGAAGAAGAAGAAGAAGGAGGACAAAGAGGAGUUGGCUGAGAGUGAGGUCCCUCUAGAAGACACAGCUGGACCAGACCAAGCUGGACACAGCCCCAGGAAGAAGAGGAAAAGGAGGAAGGAGGUAGAGUGAUCAAGGGCUGAGGCUGCCCUGUGGAGCAGCUGCUGCUGCCAGCUGGCUGAGGGCCCUGACCCUGCCUGCCAGUGCUGCUGGGUGCCCAGGGGAGCUCAGAGCUCUUCCCAGGUGAAGCCCAGCUACCUCUUCACUCCCUGGGAAUGCUGGGCUGGGACUGCUUGAGCUGGAGCUGGACUGAGCUUUGUGUCACUCCCUGAACCUCCUUCCUGUCAGGGCUGACCCCAGUUCCAAGCAGGAAUGGGGC